CCUUUGUGUUUGUGCCGUGACAUCAUGGCAGGGUCAUCUGCGCAGAGUAGCACAGCGGAGCGCAUCGGAUACAUAAGCAGAAUCGAGAGCUUCAGCGCUUGUCACCGUCUUCACAGCAUUCACCUGAGUGAUGAGGAGAAUAAAGAAGUGUACGGAAAGUGCAACAAUCCCAACGGUCACGGACACAACUACAAAGUGGAGGUAACCGUGCGUGGAAAGAUUGAUGCUAAAACUGGUAUGGUCAUGAAUCUGACUGACUUGAAGAAAUGUAUCGAGGAAGUAAUCAUGAUUCCACUGGACCAUAAAAACCUGGAUAAGGAUGUUCCAUAUUUUACUACUGUUGUCAGCACAACAGAGAACGUGGCUGUUUACAUCUGGGACAACAUGGUGAAGGUUCUCCCGCCCGGCCUGCUCUAUGAGAUCAAGAUUCAUGAGACCGACAAGAACGUGGUUGUGUAUCGAGGAGAGUAGUGAAGCAGUGUUUGGUUUAGUAGCCCUAAAGUGCCAUUCCUUUCUACUUAUUUUAGGCUAAUUGUUUACGGACUGACUUCACUCUGGUCACACGUAGUUUGAAAGUCUUUUAGACGUUGUUCCUUUUGCACAGCAAAGAUUUCAUAGAUACUGCCAUGUAUAUUCUUGUAAACACAAUCCUAUUUAUGAUCUCAUCAUUUUGAGGAAAAUUUGCCGCAAAGGAGAGAACAGAAGCCUGAAAAAUGUGGUUAAAAAAUAAACUGUAAAACAUAUUGUAGACUGAAUUCAAUUAAAUAAAAAUUGGUUCUCACUGGUGGUUUUGGGCCUCGUUAGACAUGGUUUACACAAGAGGAGGUCUGACCUCGCUCCAGAGGACAGAGAAAUUUAAUGAACCAAAUUCAAAAGUAAUACCGGUGAAGCAGACCUGACCAAUCAGAAGCAUUCUGUGUUUCAUGCUAGUAUUAACAAAUGGUUAAAUUACCAGAAGUCUGAUAUUUACAUGUCAUUUGGCAUUUAUAUGAAAAUAAGUUGUGAACAGCCUAAUAAGAUGUUCUCAGUCCAACAGUGACAUCUAGUGGAAUAAAAUCAUCCCUCUCAGCUCGGUGGAUUAGACCUAACUUUUUCAGAUGAGUAGAGCUUGGAUUUUAUUUUCAGAUGACGGGUUUGAGUCAAGAGGUACAGAAUUCAAGAUGUUGGAAAUCUGUUUCCACAGUCUGUAAAGUCAUCGGUAGCUGUUGGCAGUGGUUGAUUUUCUGUGUUUUGUGAAGUCCAAAGUCAACACAGCAGCUUAGCAGGAGCUUUGAGAGCUCUUGUGUGCAUCUGUGUGAUAGUGAAUCCAGCUGAACAAAAGAAAUCAGUAUCUGGCUGCAAUGCUAAAACUACUGCAGGACCAAAUGGUUCGCUGACCACAUUAAUACUGUAUGGAACUGGCCAACUGCCUCACCUGACCUGAACCCCAUCCCCAUAUAUAUGGAGUAUAUAUGGGGAAAAGGCCCCAAACAAAAAAUGCAGAAAGAGCUGAUGGCAGCUCGCCAUAACGAACCACAACGACGCAGUAAUUCCUGCUAAAGGAGACUUGACCAAGUACUGAAUAUUUAAAUUUGAAUAUUUAUAAGGAGGUACACGUCUGUCAUUUUAACCACUUGAUGUCAGUAAAGA
Molecule: messenger RNA, 1629 nt
Organism: Haplochromis burtoni (Burton's mouthbrooder)
Lineage: Eukaryota; Metazoa; Chordata; Actinopteri; Cichliformes; Cichlidae
Gene: pts
Product: 6-pyruvoyltetrahydropterin synthase
Exons: 6
Coding region: 25-471 (148 amino acids)
Biological process (GO): tetrahydrobiopterin biosynthetic process
Cellular component (GO): mitochondrion
Molecular function (GO): 6-pyruvoyltetrahydropterin synthase activity
Source: RefSeq, a predicted model, not a curated record